Messenger RNA from Drosophila mauritiana, 1119 nucleotides. RefSeq lists its product as uncharacterized. The record is from RefSeq and is a predicted model, not a curated record. The transcript has 3 exons. Bases 157 to 987 code for a protein of 276 amino acids. NCBI's taxonomy places the organism in Eukaryota, Metazoa, Arthropoda, Insecta, Diptera, Drosophilidae.
AUUCUAGCAUAGCAUUCACACUGAAAAUCUCAUUGACAGACAAUAGGUCUGACAAGCCCAACACAAAUAUCCAUAGCCCAAAACCGGAAAACUUCAGCAUUUUGGGAUCCAUUCACAUGUUUGAAAGAAUCUAAAAGUGGAAUCGCAAAAUUGACAAUGGCAGCAAGGCAGCCCACUCCCCGCCAGCUGGCGUACCUCGACGAGCUGAAGAUGCGAUUGCAGGAGCUCCGCGAUCGCCAGGCGUCCUUCAUGGAGCAAACGGCCAAGAUACUCAGCCAGAUGAGCUCCUCCAGUAUGGAUGUGACGGACUCCGAAACACUACCAACCGAUUCGAUGGAUGAAAAUGGGACAAUCACUACUCCAGCGGGUGUGGGUGCCGGGAUCACCAAGGGUUCCAAGGGCAAUCUUAAUAUUAAGAAACUGAUCCAGCGCUUUGAAGAUCUGCGGAAGAACUCGCAGGAGUUUGGCGAUCUCCCCGAGGUUCCCGAGGAACUGAUCAACGUGGAUGUGCGCCGCAUUCUCAAUGGCUACGAGAAACUCAUCGAAGAUGGCCAUGUUCUCCAGCAAUCCUGGUUUCUGCUCAAGAAGUCCACGGAGAGUUGCGCUCGUUUCGCCAGCGCAAAUGGCAUGAAAUCGGAGGAUCGUCCACCGUUGAAGACCAACUCUGGUAUCAUUGAGGUGGUACCAGAACGUAGUCCUGAGGUGGCUGGAACCCCGCCCAUUAAGAAAUCUAAAUCGCUGCUCUCGAAUGUGGUCACAAGUUCGGAGAUAGUGGAUAAGAAGGCAGAGGUUUUCACCACCAAGAAUGUAAAGGCUAAAUGUAAUUCCCAGGACUAUGGUCGUGCGCGUUGGGGAGCCUUUAUGCAAUUGAUCAUACGCGUGCUUCGUCCAUUCCACGGCGGCAGCAGCAAGACAAAGAAAAAUCACAACGGCAACAACAUGAGGAUUCCCAGCCACCUGCCACCGAAGAGGAAGCCCAUCUACUAGGCCUUUUCAACACAAAAAACCACAAGUGAAGAUCCAAACUAAGCCAAACCAAUCCCCCCAAAAUCCCACUAAAAAUAAUCCAAUAAAACCGAUCCCAUCGAAAAGACGCGUUAAUCAAUAGCCAACACCACA